GGGAAGAGAAACCCUCACAAAACCCUUCGCCUGGCCUCCUCUUCGACCAGAAAACCCUAGAUUGCGCAGUUCCCGAUAUGAGAUCUAUCUUAUCCCUUUCCCUAUCUCGCAGCCACCUCCACUUCGGCCAUAGAACCUUCUCCGCCGAAGCGGCCACCGCCGGCAUCAAAUGCCCCAGAGACAGAGGCCUCGACCACGCGGUGGCAAGGGAAAAGAACCUCAGACCGCUUCUCUGCAUCAAGGACAUCAUCAGAUCGGAGCCGGCGAAGUCUCUUCCGCUGUCGGUGAUCACUGCUCAGAAGGAAUUCCUGAGAGUCCCCGUCCGUCCGAUCGAGUUCGUCAGGAGCUACCCCUCGGUUUUCAUGGAGUUUCUCCCUGGAGGAAUUGGCGUCCAUCCUCACAUCAAGCUCACUCCCGAGGCUCUCAAUCUUGACGCCGAUGAGCAAUUGGUUUACACGAGCGAGUCUUACAAGCAGGAAUUAGCUGAUAGGCUCUUGAAAUUGCUGAUGAUCUCCAGAACCAACAAAAUCCCCUUGCAGAUUCUCCAUUCGUUGAAAUGGAAUCUAGGGUUGCCUCAGGAUUUCGUUAAAAGCGUUGUGCCCGAGUUUCCUGAUUAUUUUAGGGUAAUCGUUACGAAAUCGUCCGGAGUUGAUGGGGAGUUAGAAUUGGUUUGUUGGAGCAACGAGCAUGCUGUGUCAGUUCUGGAGAAGAAAGCUAAAACUCAAGGAAAAGGUGAGUAUUCCAAAGGAACCGGUUUUGAGAUGGACAAGAAGGUGAAGAAAUUGGUGGAAGAGUGGCAGAAGCUGCCUUAUAUCUCUCCAUAUGAGAAUGCGUCUCAUUUAUCUGCCAGUGGCGAUGAGUCUGACAAGUGGGCGGCCGCUGUCUUGCACGAAAUCCUGAACCUUUUUGUGUCAAAGAAAGCUGAGAGGGAUACUAUUUUGGCUCUCGGUGAGUUUCUGGGACUAAGGUCGAGGUUCAAGAGAGUUAUUCAUGACCAUCCCGGUAUCUUUUACAUGUCAAGUAAGAUAAGAACUUACACCGUGGUCCUGAGAGAUGCUUACAAGAGGGGAAUGCUGAUUGAGAGCAAUCAAGUGGUGGCAAUGCGGAAUCGGUACAUAAAAUUCAUGAACAAGGCUAAGGAAGAACAUUCCAGCAGCAAGAGAGAAGACAAGGUGAGAGGAGAAGUUAGUGACAGUGGUGCAAAGGAUGAGAGAGAAUUUUCGGAUUCCGAGGUCGAGGAUGAGCGUGAAGAAAAUGUUGAUGACGAUUCUGAUGAUGAAGAAAAGGUUCAAAACCAGACUCCGAAGGAUGUCCAUAGAAACUCGGGUGGGAGAGAUGGUAGGAGGAGUUCUGGCAGGCACGCGGGUUCACGAGAGAGGCCGCAGUCAAGGCGGCGUCACAAAGUCAAGAUAUUGACGGAGAAAAGGACUCGGGUGUAGUGAAGGCUGAGAUCGAUCAUCUGGUGUUUAGCGGCAUUUUCAUAGAGGAUCUCGGCUCUGGAGCAUGUAAGAGAGACUUGUCCAAGAAUAGGGUUUGGCGAAAUUCACAAACUUGAUAAGAGUUUGUCUCUCCAGACGUGAAGAAGAAGAAGAUGCUGUUGGGCAACAAAUGAAGAGAGCACAGCUAACGUUGGACGUGACCUUGAUCUUGAAAUGGGACAAUAAUGUAAUACCGGUUUCAUAUAAAGUUAAAAAUUAGAAUUUUUUGGCCCACGCCUGUACAACUUAACUGUUGCUCCGCUCGAUGGAUUUGCACACCGGUUUCAUGUAAACUAUGGCAAGUUUCAUAGAUUGAACUCAAACAAGGGAUCUAUGGAAUGGGAUUAUAUUGUAGUUGGGUCGAA
This is a messenger RNA of Tarenaya hassleriana, 1843 nucleotides long. Its product is annotated as protein ROOT PRIMORDIUM DEFECTIVE 1. Gene Ontology annotation, molecular function: RNA binding. The record is from RefSeq and is a predicted model, not a curated record. Lineage: Eukaryota; Viridiplantae; Streptophyta; Magnoliopsida; Brassicales; Cleomaceae.